GAGCGAGCGAUAGAGAGAGAGUACACAGCGUUCUAUUUCCUAUAGCCUAACAGCUGCUGGGCCGAGGUUUCUGUGUUGAGUGCAGAGAGACACUGAGUGAGCAAGCGGAGAGGGAGAGGGAGAGGGAGAGAGAGAGAGAGAGAGAGAGGCUGUGUUAAGGAGAAUCCGUAGCCCUCUGGCUCACAAGGAUAAAGGAUUGCAGAAAGGAAGAGAGGGGAAAAAAGCACUCCCUCUCUUUACCUACCAGAGGUUUUGUGUUUAUUUUCUUUGUCCUUCUCUCAAUUUGUUUUAUCCAUCCUUCUUUCACCUCGGGUCCGGCGGAAGGAGAAACAGCACAACCCGGAGACGCUCUCCAGCACGUUCAGCCGGUGGUGGAACUUGAUGCUGUCGUGUGGGUGUUGAGCUGAGAGGCCCUGGUUGAUGCAGUGAAGAGCUCUAUAAGGACAAACACAAGAAACGGAUACGGAAUAACAGAUCACGGCAGAGAAGAGAAGGAGGGAAGGGAGGAAGAGGGAGAGGAAAGAGGGAGGUGACAUACAGACAGAGUGCAGAUAGAAACAUUUGACUGGUGUGAAGGAGACUCAUGGGUAACCUCCUAAAAGUGCUGGCUUGCUCCGAACUAGAGCAUGGCCCAAUAGUUUUCCUUGACUUUGAACAUGCUCAGCCUACGGAGGCAGAGACGGCUGUAUGGAACCAGGUCAGUGCUGUGCUGGAGGAGGCCCACGGCAUCCUGGCUGAACUACAGUCAUACAACGGGGCGGGACAGGAGAUACGAGAGGCCAUCCAGAACCCAGGUGAUCUGCAGUUACAGGAGAAGGCCUGGAACGCAGUCUGCCCCCUGGUGGCCAAGCUCAAACGCUUCUACGAGUUCUCCCUCCGACUGGAAAAUGCCUUGCGUAGCCUGUUGGAGGCGCUGACGAGCCCUCCCUACGCUCCCAUGCAGCACCUAGAGAGAGAACAGGCCCUGGCCAAACAGUUCGCUGAGAUACUCCACUUCACCCUCAGCUUCGACGAACUAAAAAUGACAAACCCAGCCAUUCAGAAUGACUUCAGCUACUACAGGAGGACAAUCAGUAGAAACAGGCUGAACAACCAGCAGUUGGAGGCAGAGAACGAGGUGAACAAUGAGAUGGCCAAUCGGAUGUCUCUGUUCUAUGCCGAGGCCACGCCCAUGCUGAAGACCUUGAGUAACGCCACCACCAAGUUUGUGUCAGAGAAUAAGACCUUACCCAUUGAAGACACCACAGACUGUCUGAGCACCAUGGCCUGUGUGUGUCGCGUCAUGCUGGAGACCCCUGAGUACCGUUGUAGGUUCACCAACACAGACACCAUGUUGUUCUGUAUGAGGGUGAUGGUGGGAGUGAUCAUUCUGUACGACCAUGUCCACCCUGUAGGAGCCUUUGCCAAGACCUCCAAAAUAGACAUGAAGGGCUGCAUCAAGGUGCUGAAAGAACAGCCUUCCAACAGCGUGGAGGGACUACUGAACGCACUGAGGUAUACGACCCGACAUCUAAACGACGACAGCACCUCCAAACAAAUCAGGGCUCUUCUCCAAUGAGAGUGAGAGGAGCAGAGAGAGGGAAGGAAGAUGAGAUAGCGAACACGGAGGGAGAUGAAGAAGAACGAGGGGAGAACAAACUGUGGUGUGCUGAAUCCUGUUUGUUUACAAGAAUGAAAAGCAAAAUGAUCCGGUCUGAUAAGAAGCGCUGAUGAAAAGAACAAGUCUAUGUGUUGCUCAUCAUUCUGUCUCCCAUUUUGUAAAAAAGAAAAUGAAGGAAGAGAAACUAUAGAGAUAUAUAUUAAAGAGAAAAAUAGCGAAACAAAAAAAAUAAACAAGUGUUACAAGAUGGAAAUAAGACUAAAGAAGAAGAACAACAAGGAAAAAGCUAUAUUAAUAAGACUAAAGAAGAAGAACAACAAGGAAAAAGCUAUAUUAAUAAGACUAAAGAAGAAGAACAACAAGGAAAAAGCUAUAUUAAUAAGACUAAAGAAGAAGAACAACAAGGAAAAAGCUAUAUUAAUAAGACUAAAGAAGAAGAACAACAAGGAAAAAGCUAUAUUAGAAAAUCUACAGUCAGUAAACAAAACUCAAACAAACAAAAAACUGAAAAUAAACACAAAAAUAUUAAUAUUCCGUACAACAACGUUAGUCUGAAAAAUAUUUUUGCACUGGUGUAGAAUAUAAACAACGCUGUCUGUUAGUCUCUAAGUAGCCGCUGUAAAGAUUUAAACCAGGCUCCAUUACAAACAUUAAAGAAUAAGACUGGGAUUGACAAAACGGCCUGAUUCCAAACCAAUAGCUUGUCCCUUUCCAAAAGUCCUGACUCCUCCAAUCUAAAAGGACUUGGAGUUAUAUGCAGUACAAAUCCAAACAAUCUGUCAGGUAGCCAACAAGGUCCUAGGGAUCGGGAUGAGGUAUUGGUUUGGGACUGGGCACCUGUGUAGAUUAGGCUCAGUCUCUGCAUUGAGGGUCCAUCCCAAUCGUCUAAAGGGGCUUCCUCCACUCCUCACCCUCUCCUCAUUUCCUCUCCUUCAUCUGCACUGAACUGAAAACACAGGUGUUAAGUUAAGGUAAUGUGAUGGAUACAAACCAGAAAUGAGCUCUCACUUUGCUCAGCUCUUUCACAUCAUUGCAGAUGAAGGAAAGUCAGAAAGGAGACAUGGAGGGAAAUCUAUUUUAGCGUAUUGAGAUGCACCCAGACACUCCAUGUUGAUUUCCUCAUCAUACAACCACUCCUAUUGAUCCUAACCCCGCCCCCCCCCCCCCCCUCCCAUCCACUUGCAUCGUAACCAUGGGAGCUGUGGGUGUUCUUGGCACUAGUUACACCGUAUAUGGAGUUGGUGAUUCAGACCUCUUUAUGGUGCCAAAACCUUUUUAUUAUCCACAUUAAAGUUCAUACAACUUUUCAUACAACAAGUGCCAAAGCUACUGCAUCAUCAGAAGGUGAGGAUUGAGUUAAGGAGAUAGUGACUACAACAAGCCUUGUAACACUGCUUGAUAUCUCUCUUUAGGGGGUUAAGGAGAUAGUGACUGACUACUAGAUAUCUCUCUUUAGGGGGUUAAGGAGAUAGUGACUGACUACUAGAUAUCUAUCUUGAGGGGGUUAAGGAGAUAGUGACUGACUACUAGAUAUCUAUCUUUAGGGGGUUAAGGAGAUAGUGACUGACUACUAGAUAUCUAUCUUGAGGGGGUUAAGGAGAUAGUGAGUGACUACUAGAUAUCUCUCUUUAGGGGGUUAAGGAGAUAGUGACUGACUACUAGAGCUCUCUCUUUAGGGGGUUAAGGAGAUAGUGACUGACUACUAGAUAUCUCUCUUUAGGGGGUUAUUUAAGGAGAUAGUGACUGACUACUAGAUAUCUAUCUUGAGGGGGUUAAGGAGAUAGUGACUGACUACUAGAUAUCUCUCUUUAGGGGGUUAAGGAGAUAGUGACUGACUACUAGAGCUCUCUCUUUAGGGGGUUAAGGAGAUAGUGACUGACUACUAGAUAUCUCUCUUUAGGGGGCUAUUUAAGGAGAUAGUGACUGACUACUAGAUAUCUCUCUUUAGGGGGCUAUUUAAGGAGAUAGUGACUGACUACUAGAUAUCUCUCUUUAGGGGGUUAAGGAGAUAGUGACUGACUACUAGAUAUCUCUCUUUAGGGGGUUAAGGAGAUAGUGACUGACUACUAGAUAUCUCUCUUUAGGGGGUUAAGGAGAUAGUGACUGACUACUAGAUAUCUCUCUUUAGGGGGUUAAGGAGAUAGUGACUGACUACUAGAGCUCUCUCUUUAGGGGGCUAUUUAAGGAGAUAGUGACUGACUACUAGAUAUCUCUCUUUAGGGGGCUAUUUAAGGAGAUAUUGACCAUAAGCGUUUUGCUACACUCGCAUUAACAUCUGCUAUCCAUGUGUGUGUGACCAAUAAAAUGUGAUUGAAAACACAAA
Molecule: messenger RNA, 3923 nt
Organism: Oncorhynchus mykiss (rainbow trout)
Lineage: Eukaryota; Metazoa; Chordata; Actinopteri; Salmoniformes; Salmonidae
Source: RefSeq, a predicted model, not a curated record